CUAUUUGUGUCACCACUCUCCUUGCAAUGACUACACGAUGAAUUCAGCAUCACACAUCAUAUUUGCACUGUUAAACCAUAAGAUUACCCACUGCAUGUGUUUAGAAAUUCAUUUCGUGUCCAGUAAUCCACCUCAUGUCGUCUUAUUUGCAUGCGUAUUGUUACAAUGAUUUAUUGACGAUUCAACUGAAGAAUACCUGCAUUCUAAUCUGUUAGUAACCCGAGGAACGAGGGUGGAAGAGUUUGUGAAAGAGUAUCUCGCCUUUCUAUCCGUGAUAGCGUGUGAAUGGCUCACGGGAGACGCUGAGCCCACGCGGGAAAAGACGUAAUAAAGACGGACUUAAGUUAUAACCUUGCCGAACACCACCACGGGCUGUGGGGAGUGUGCGGAGCUCGACAGUCAAGUCAAGUCCCCAUGGAGACAAAUCACUGCCAGCUUCCAGAAGACAAAGUGCGUGAAACGUGACACAAAGUCCAUACAUCUAUCAUCCUCCAGGGUGCACACAGUUGGCUGAAUCUCCCAUAGCAUGAGCCGCCGUUUGGAAACCAGUGAAGCGUGUGACGUCUCGGGAUAAUCCACCGGAUGACUUCAUAAUAAAGCAUACAGCUAUAUCCGCUGGAUCAGCGCCUCUUUUCUACCAGUGGGACUCGUAACCCGUGGAAACACGCUGAAACAGUUGACCUCAGAUCACCCUCCUCGCUUCAACAAAAUAUUGAACCGAGACGUACAGGUGGACUCCAUGCUGGGAUAUGACAUGUGUGUGUGUCUGUGUGUCUGUGUGUGUCUGUGUGUACAUAGACUCACAGUAAAUGUUUACAUCAACUUUGAUCUUCUCCCGACAUCCUGACUCCGCACAGGGAAAUGAGUGCUCAUGAAUUGUCUAUGUACCUUUAUGCGACAAUUGAACACGGCUUUACCGCAUGGGUUAUGUUAAUUUCGGACAUGGGGAUGUGAACAGUACGACCCGAACUCUGCCUAUAUGUUAAUACAUGUAUGGCAACGUCCGAGGGCCAUAAAUGACUUUACCUUAAUCUAAAGUAGAGUGGAGUAUAUAAUUGUGAUUCAUGAUAUCGUUCCGCUUCGUUUGGAGAAAGGUUCAGUGUGGCCUGUGAUGUCGAGUUAUUAUUUUCUGCGUUUCACGACACAUCACCGAUCUUACCCGAUAUUAAUCUCUCUGACCAACCUUGAACUACCUUCGCUUUUAAGAGACACCAUCCGUGAAUUGUGGGCAUUAAAUAACAUUUUAUUUGAUGUUUGUAUGCCCAUUGUAGGGCAGAACCUACCGUUGACAUAUUCACCAACAAACGUAUGCAUUCAUACAGGUGAGUAUCCGAUACUUCAAGAGGUGCGCCGCAGACGAGGCGUCAGGAGUCGCCCACAGCACAUCAAUCACCUUCACGACGUCUUACCAUGUGAUUGUUUUCUAGAGACGUAAAUUUGAAAUAGAUUCUCAUCCAUCCAAGAUGUUUAAAGGGAGGGAGAAGGACAGUGAACACGUCCUCCACGCUUUAAUGCCCGGAGCGAGGAUAAACAAAGGAAACAAAAAGAUUACCAUCAACGUUGGAACCUCUAAUGAAACCAUUACUUUUAAUGUCGGUGGAUCCCAGUUUGAAACAUACAGGUCCACCUUAAACCGUCUCCCCUUCAGUCCUCUAGGGGAUGAAGACUUUCUGAAGAAGCAUUACAGGGAGGAUAGGAAGGACUACUUCUUUGACCGGGAGCCUGAUGUUUUCAAGGCGAUAUUGAACUACCUCCGCACGGGGGAGCUGCAUCUCCCUGCCUGGCUUUGUGGGGCUUCUAUCAAGAACGAACUGGCAUUUUGGGGCGUGGAGGAGGAUGAGAUUGAGGAGUGUUGCUGGACGAACUACAACUCGUGGACGACGACGUUGGAGGCGUUGAGGAAGUUGGAGAAGGACAGGAAGGGGACGCUGGGGCACGUUGGCGAGAGCAACAAGAGACCAACGUCUCAGUGGAAGAAGUUCUGCCAACGUGGAUGGACUCUCAUGAACAACCCACGAGUUUCCGGAUGGGCCAGGGUUAUUGGCGCUGUAUCGAUGCUGUUUGUCAUCCUCUCCAUCUUUUCAUUCUGCGCAGAAACACAUGAGAGUUUCCACACGUACGUCUCGCAGAACGCCAGCUUCAGCAACAACAAUUCAUCCUCGGUCAAUGUCGCAGACAGCAAGGAUGAAGGCGACGGUAAACUGGACGUUCAGAUCCAUCCAUCGUUAUUCUUCAUUGACGUUGUGUGUACGGUAUAUUUCCUGCUCGAGUUUAUAACAAAAUUCGUGUUUUCUCCAAAGAAAGGAAGCUUUUUCGUUCUGCCAAUGACAAUAAUUGAUAUCUUAGCACUAGCGCCGGAUAUCGCCGAGACGUUGUAUCGCCUGUCCACGUCUAAUUAUUACUCACGUGACACCCUUGCUGUACUUCCGGUUCUGCGCGUCACAAGGAUCUUCCGUAUUUUCCGUCUCAUGCGUCACAUCCCAGGAUUGUAUAUCCUGUUCUAUACACUCAAGGCAAGCUUAAGAGAACUGCUUCUGAUGCUGCUGUUCUUGUUCGUGGGGAUGCUGGUGUACUCUUCUCUCAUCUACUUUGCGGAUGACCGGAGCACGUUCACCAGCAUCCCUCACGGGUUCUGGUGGGCGCUCAUCACCAUGACAACCGUCGGUUAUGGUGACAUGUUUCCGGUGACGAAUCUGGGUUACCUUGUAGGAUCAAUUACGGCCGUGUCGGGAUUGCUCAUGAUUGGGUUCACUGUGCCGAUCCUUGUCAGCAACUUCGUGAUGUACUACCACCACACCCAGUCGGCACUGGAACGAGAGCGGAAGAGAGUAGGAAGACAAAAGCAGCUUGAAGCUGAAGCAAAGAGGCGAAGACCAAGCUUGUUCAAUCUCGCCAUCCGAUCCAAGUUUCAGACCAAGGAUGAUGUAACGGGCUCGCGGCUGGCAUCUAUGGCGGAUGACGCUGCCAAGCAGCUCACCAAGACGUUGGACAAGGAUUGUUCAGCACCUUAUUCCACGGCUUCAUCUCCAAGAGAGGAAACAGACCUACUGAUGAAAGAUUCCAACGGGAACAGCCCGUGAAAAUUAUUGAGGGGCAAUAAGUUUGAUAAAGAAAAAUACAGUUAAGUACGGUUAUAACGAACUCAAAGGGACUACUAAUUUUAGUUCGUUAUAACCGUAGUUCGUUAUAAGCAUAUAUACAGCAUAACUAAAGCAAAUAGUCGGGACCCAAAAAGUAAGUUCGUUAUAUCCGUCAGUUCGUUAUAUCCGUCAGUUCGUUAUAAGCGUGUUCGUUAUAACCGUAGUUUACUGUAAAGCUGUCCUCAUAAACGUCAGAGAUGCAAUAUAUUCUUAUCAUUCAAGUGUCUCACGGUUAGACGGAAGUCUCCUGGUCAGAGCGCUGACAUUCCACGAAGACGCGGGUUCGCUUCCCCUCACUGGUACAAUCUGUGAAGCCUAUUUCUGGUGUCCCCCGUCUUGAUAUUGCUGGAGAAUUGCUAAAAGAGGCUUAAAACGCAACUGAGUGAGUGAGUGAGUGAAUAUGGUUUUACGCCGCUUUUAGCAAUAUUCCAGCAAUAUCACGGAGAGGGACACCAGAAAUGGGCUUCACACAUUGUACCCAUGUCGGGAAUCGAACCCGGGUCUUCGGCGUGACGAGCGAACGCUUUAACCACUAGGCUACCCGACCGCCCUAAAACGCAACUGAACUCAUUCUCAUGUGCUCAUGUACAGUGUCAUGUCGCUUCACGUGGGAGAGGAAUAACAGACAUUUCUCUCCGCGAAUAACUGCAAGAUUGCUGAUGCGUCGGUAAACAAUAAUCACUCCCACACUUCACGUUGGACAAGACUCCACAGCUUAGUUGUCACAGACACACGCAAAGGCAAGUCAAUGUUCACCUGAAAAAAACACGGGAACAUAUGGUACAUGUCAAAAUAGGGAAUUGCCACUGAUGCGUCAAAUUUGGAAAUUUCCUCCACAUGUCUACCAUAAAACUUUUUGAAAGCUUUACUGAGACCUUGAAUGCUGAAGCCUUGAUCAAACAACUACUGAGGAAGAGUCGUAUGCCGCUCUAUGAAACAGUGCAUCGCGACCUUAACCAAGAGACCCGGUCUGAUCUAUCGCUGAUACCAGGUCCUCGCCCAACCGAUAUCACCCGUCACAAACACAUGCAAAGGAGAGUCAAUUGUUCACCUGAAAAACACGCGAACAUGUAGUAUAAGUCAAAAUAGGUAAUUGCCUCGGACAUAAUUUUUGUCACCGAUGCGUCAA
Molecule: messenger RNA, 4269 nt
Organism: Haliotis rufescens (red abalone)
Lineage: Eukaryota; Metazoa; Mollusca; Gastropoda; Lepetellida; Haliotidae
Product: potassium voltage-gated channel protein Shaw-like
Exons: 3
Coding region: 1464-3080 (538 amino acids)
Biological process (GO): protein homooligomerization; potassium ion transmembrane transport
Cellular component (GO): voltage-gated potassium channel complex; membrane
Molecular function (GO): protein binding; voltage-gated potassium channel activity
Source: RefSeq, a predicted model, not a curated record